Vigna umbellata (rice bean) is the source of this 887-nucleotide messenger RNA. Its product is annotated as stem 28 kDa glycoprotein-like. The record is from RefSeq and is a predicted model, not a curated record. Gene Ontology annotation, molecular function: acid phosphatase activity. NCBI's taxonomy places the organism in Eukaryota, Viridiplantae, Streptophyta, Magnoliopsida, Fabales, Fabaceae.
AAGGAAGAAAACAGGAGGAAGCAGCAAAAAUUACAGUAGUGAGGAAAAUGAAGGUGUUUGUUUUAUUUGUUGCCAUAGCUGUAGCAGCAUGGCAAUGCCAAGGUGAUGACCAUGGCGUCAACUUCCAAGUUUUCCCACUCCGAAUGAAAUCCGGGCUCGGUGGCCACUACAUUCCGGAGAUCUCAUGCCAAAGUUGGAUGCUUGGUGUGGAAGCACAUAACAUCAUCGGAUUCUCGAGUGUUCCUAAAGACUGCGUAGGAUACAUAGGGAACUACCUCGUAGGUGACCAGUAUAGAUCAGACUCCAAAACCGUGUGUCGGGAAGCUUAUUUCUACGUCAAAACCUUAAACAUCAGUAGCAAAGACGCGUGGGUGUUUGAUAUAGACGAGACCACGCUCUGUAAUCUCCCAUAUUAUGCCGAUCAUGGAUUUGGAGCGGAACCAUAUAACUCUACGGCGUUUAAUGAGUGGGUGUUUCGUGGGGUGGCGCCGCCGCUGCCUGAGAGUCUGAAACUGUACAGAAAACUGGUGUCUCUUGGCAUAAAGAUUGUGUUCAUAACAGGCAGACCACUGUCUCAACUCGACGUAACAGCUUCAAACUUGAAGAAAGCUGGAUAUUACAAAUGGGAUAAGCUAAUUACCAAGGAUCCGUCUUACAAUGGUAAGACAGCAGUUACAUACAAAUCAAACGAGAGGAGGAAGAUAGAGGAACAGGGAUACAACAUCAUCGGAAACAUCGGAGACCAGUGGAGUGAUAUUUUGGGAACCAAUGUUGGGGGUAGGACCUUUAAACUUCCUGAUCCCAUGUACUAUAUUAGUUGAGACUGUAACUGGCUUGCUUCUACGAAGAAGAUAAGAUAUGUAAGAAUAAUGGAGCCACAUGGUUAA